This is a messenger RNA of Oryza sativa Japonica Group (Japanese rice), 5330 nucleotides long. RefSeq names its product disease resistance protein RGA2. Gene Ontology annotation, molecular function: ADP binding. The record is from RefSeq and is a predicted model, not a curated record. Gene Ontology annotation, biological process: defense response to other organism. NCBI's taxonomy places the organism in Eukaryota, Viridiplantae, Streptophyta, Magnoliopsida, Poales, Poaceae.
AGUCAACAGGUUUGGUCCAGUACAUUUAUCUUCAUCACAAUCAUUAAGAAAAUGGAAAUGAGACAGAUCAACAGUCAACGCUCCACCUUCUCCUCUCAACUCUCUUGCUGAGAUCCUGAGACCCGACUUUUCACGCUGAUAUCGCCGCCGGCAGCGCCUGUUGCUGCUACUCAUGGAUGUGGUGGGGGCGGCGUCCUGGCUGGUUCAGGUCGUCCUGGAGAAGCUCGUCGGCGACGGCAUCGACGCCGCCUGGGCCGCGGCGCGCGCCGGGGGGGACCCGGGCCGCGCCCACGGCGGCGACGUCCGCCGCCUCGGCUCCCGCCUCCAGAGCCUCCACGCCCUCCUCUCCGAGGCCCAAGAGCACGCGCCCAUGGCACGCAGGCGCAGCGAGGCCCUCCUUCGCUCUCUCCGUAGCCUGGAGAGCCUCGCCACCGAUGCUGACAACCUGCUCGACGAAAUGCUGUACCACCAAAUCCACCGACGGCUACAUCCGGACGAGCCUAGUACCUCCUCCAACUCUUGCUCCUCAUUGUUUGCAGUCCAACUAGUGGAGCCCAAUAAUCGCGUUGCCAAGAGGGUGCGCCAUAGUGGAGAUGGCGAUACCACCGGUAGAAUUAAAGACAUCCUAGAGCGGAUGUGUGAAGCCGGAGAUGAUGUUCGUGAGGCAAUCAAGAUGGAGAAACUGGACGUCAGUGCCGCUGGGGGAGGCCAAGAUGAUCGUAUAAUUCAACGGAGGCCAACAACAUCUUACUCCACUGAGCCAAAGGUGUUUGGGAGGGACACCGUGAAGGAUCGCAUUGUGGUGAUGUUGAUUAGCUCAGAGACAUGUGGUGCUGAUUUGGCAGUCCUUCCAAUUGUGGGGAAUGGUGGCGUUGGUAAAACUACACUGGCACAGCUAGUCUACAGUGACACAAGAGUGCAAGCUCAAUUCAGCAAGCGAAUAUGGAUUUCAGUGUCUGUUGACUUCGAUGAAGUUAGGCUUACUCGUGAGCUACUCGAUUGUGUGUCCAAUGGUGUCAAUAAGCAUGGUGGUAUCACUAACCUGAAUAAGCUCCAAGAGAUUCUUGAGGAGGAUCUUAAGUCCGAGCGGCUACUCCUUGUUUUGGAUGACAUGUGGGAAGACAAUGAUAAAAGCCGUUGGAACAAGCUAUUAGCACCUCUGAGAUGUAGUUCAUUGAGGGGCAAUGCAAUCUUGGUUACAACAAGAAAUCACUCUGUAGUAAAGAUGAUUGCUACAAUGGAUCCUAUCCAUUUGGAUGGUUUGGAAGAUGGUGACUUUUGGCUUCUGUUCAAGGCAUGUGCAUUUGGUGAUGAAAAAUAUGAAGGGCAUCCAAGUUUGCAGGUUAUUGGGAAGUGCAUAGCUAACAAGUUGAAGGGUUAUCCCUUAGCUGCAAAAAGUGUUGGUGCCCUUUUGAAUAGAGACCUUGAUGGUGGGCAUUGGAUGAGCAUAUUGCAAAGUGACGAAUGGAAACUGCAGAGAGGACCUGAUGAUAUCAUUCCAGCAUUGAUGCUUAGUUACAUACACUUGCCUUUUCAUCUACAAAGGUGUUUUUCUUACUGUGCAUUGUUUCCUAAGGGUCACAGGUUUGAUGGCUUAGAUUUGGUCCGUGUUUGGAUAUCACAAGGUUUUGUUUCUUCGAACAAUAAGAAAAUGGAGGACAUUGGCCAUCAAUAUUUGAAUGAUUUAGUGGAUUGUGGAUUUUUUCAAAGAAGCACAUACUAUUCUAUGCACGACCUGAUUCAUGACCUGGCACAUAUUGUUUCAGCAGAUGAAUGCCAUAUGAUUGAUGGUUUUAAUUCAAGUGGAAUAGCUCAGUCAACCAUUCAACAUUUAUCUAUUAAUACAAGGUAUGCUUAUAAGUGGGAUGUAUAUUCCCAGAAGUUUUAUUCAAAAGAUGACUUCCAGAGGAAGCUUACUUAUGUUGGUGAAACAGUGCAAACCAGGAACUUGAGUACAUUAAUGCUAUUUGGAAAGUAUGACGCAGACUUUUCUGAAACUUUUUCCCAUAUUUUUAAAGAAGUGCAAUAUCUUCGUGUUCUGAGGCUACCCACGCUCACUUAUAGCAUAGACUAUUUACUCUCUAACUUCAGCAAAUUGAUCCAUCUUCGCUACCUUGAGCUAAUAUCCAGUGGUCCUGGUGGACCCUUGCCAGAGGUUAUAUGUCAGCUUUAUCAUCUACAGGUCCUUGAUGUCGAGUACUGGGUACACCUCUCCACUUUACCAAGAGCCAUGAAUGAUCUUGUCAACUUGAGGCAUUUUGUUGCCCGUGGUGAAUUGCACGCACUGAUUGCUGGAGUUGGGAGAUUAAAGUUUCUCCAGGAGUUAAAGGAAUUCCGAGUUGGAAAGACUACUGACUUUCAGAUUGGACAGUUGAAUGGAUUAAGGGAAUUGGGAGGAUCAUUAGCAAUUUACAAUCUAGAGAACAUAUGUAGCAAAGAGGAGUCUAAGAAUGCUGGAUUAAGGGAUAAAAUAUACCUAAAGGAUUUGUUGCUAUCAUGGUGUAGCAACCGAUUUGAGGUAAGUUCUGUUAUCGAGGAAGAGGUGCUUGAGAGCCUUCAACCACACUCUGGGCUUAAGUGUCUAAGUAUAAAUGGCUAUGGAGGUAUUUCUUGCCCAACAUGGUUGAGCUCCAUUAAUCCACUCAUCAGCUUAGAGACUAUCUGUCUAGAUAGUUGCACAAAAUGGGAGGUCCUUCCACCGCUUGGGCAAUUUCCACUCCUUAGAACACUGCAUUUGAUUCAGUUGCCUUCUUCAAGGGUUGUACCAACUGUAUCCAGUGACGACUGGACUGGUUCUGAAAAACAUAUUAUAUUUCCAUGCCUAGAAGAACUUGUGAUAAGGGAUUGCCCUGAACUAAGGACAUUAGGAUUGUCACCAUGCUCUUUUGAAACUGAAGGCUCUCACACAUUUGGCCGUCUCCAUCAUGCUACUAUCUAUAACUGUCCUCAACUAAUGAAUUUACCACAAUUUGGUCAGACAAAAUAUUUGUCCACAAUAUCUAUUGAGGGAGUAGGAUCAUUUCCUUACAUCCGAUUGUUUGUGCGAGCAUUGUAUAUCAAGGGAUGCGCUAGCCCAAGUAAAUUGGAUCAAAUAUUAAUGUUGAUUGAGGGCAACCUAUGUCUUCUUGAGAAAUUAACGAUUGAGAGUUGCCUCGAUCUUACAUAUUUGCCAUGGAAAACACUCAGCAAACUUGUCUCUUUGGAGAUGCUGGUAAUUGUGGACUGCCCAAGGCUUUCUUUGACUUUAUAUCCAUAUAACCAAGAUGGGGGUAAUUUUUCUUUCAUGUCAUUGCUCAACAAGCUUGUAAUCCGAGCAUGUAGCAUUACAGGGAAGCAGUUAUCUCACUUGAUCUUACAGUUGCCCUUCCUUCAUUACUUGACAAUUGGAAAGUGCCCAAAGAUAACAUCCUUGUUGCUUGGUGAUGUGAUUAAUGGGAGUGACAGCUCUUCAACAUCUGAUUACCUCCAAUUGACAACUGAUGGCAUGUUGCAAAUACCAUCUCAUCUCUUAAUUCAACUUCAGUAUUUGAGCAUAGAUGACUUUCCAGAUCUGGUUCUACUCUGGAAAGAAGGCUUCCAUGGAUUCACCUCACUUCGGACCCUACACAUCACAGGAUGCACACAACUUCUCUCCCCCAUGAUAACAGAAAACAAAAGAUCCAACAAAAACUCUUCCCUCCUGCCACCAUUACUACAUGACCUUAUGGUUACUCAUGUGCAUAAUGAGUUGCUACCUUUCUUGCUCUCGAACCUCACCUCGUUAUCCAUAUUUGCAAUAUCUAACAGUCCAGAGUUAACAUCCCUUGUUCUUCAUUCUUGCACAUCUUUAGAAACUUUGAUCAUUGAGAAAUGUGUUGGGCUGUCUGCUCUAGAGGGUUUGCAUUCCCUCCCCAAACUUAAGCAUCUACGGAUUUUUCAAUGCCCUAGUUUGGCUAAAACAUGGGGCCCUUCCUCAGUGGACAGGCCAGGUUUCUCUUUAUAUCUAGACAAGCUUGAAAUUGAUACCACUGUGUUAUUUAACACAGAAGUUUGCAAGAAGCUUCCAUCUCUUCGACAUUUAGUGUUUUUCAUGGCAAAGAAUGUGAGAUCCUUCACAGAAGAAGAAGAAAAAGCACUUUGUCACCUCACAUCUCUCCAUGUACUUGAUUUUUGUUAUUGCCCUAAUCUCCUAUCACUGCCUAAAAUGUUGCAUUGCCUUUCUUCCCUGAAGCAGUUGUCAAUCAAGGCUUGUCCAGGAAUUAAAUCAUUGCCAGAAAAUGGCCUCCCAGCUUCCUUACACGAGCUCUACGUGAGCAGUUGCAGUGCAGAACUAAAGGAGCAGUGCAAGAAGACAAAAAAUGUUAGAUGUGUUUAUGUUGAUAGAAAUGCAAGCAAAUUCAUAGUUAUAUGCAAGCUGCUACGUCUCUAUUUUAGGAAACGGAAGAGAUGAGAAAAAUGAGAACUACUAGUUAUGAAUGAACCUUCAGUUUCUCAAUUUAUAAAAGGCAUGCCUAUGCUUCGCUUAAUUGAUUAUUUUUUGUCACAAGAGGAGGAUAGAAGAUAUUACUGAUGAAGGUUCACAUGCAGAUGAAUUCAAUAAACCUUGUGUGCACUCAACCAUUCUGUUUAAUAUAGUAGUCUCCUCAGAUAUCUGUAACUGGAUGGAGCUUGAAAUGAAGAUGCCAUGACUUCAGCAGAUUAGUUAGGCUGCUUCAUCACCAGCUGGAUCAAUAACUACUGUCUACAUGAAGUCAAGACAACACAAGGUUUUAGCAAGCCGAUGGGGGAUUUAUUUUUGUGUGUUUUGGAGGAUCACCAAGCUGGGAGCAUGGCAGCGAUCACUAUGGCUGCAAUCAAGAACUGGGGGAAGCAAUGAGCUCAUGGUCCUAACCAAGUAAGCAGCUGGCAGCUGCACUGUUUUACUGUGGUAGUAUUGCUCUAUUCUGGUUCUGCAUUACCGAUCUUCAUGGCUGUGAAUAGCUAGGAAUUUUUUAACAGACAAAUCGAUCACCAUUGCCCUUCUCUUUUCCCCUUGAGCAUUUUGGUUAGGUGAUAAUGGGGAAGUCUGCACUCCGAGAGUGGGACUGGGAGCCCAUGCCCUUUCUGCAGAACUUAUUUGUCUCUGCACAUAAUAAUAUAUCGUUUAAUUUCUUCAGAGUCCUAUUUACUAUCGCCACUACAGUUGUUUUCAGAACUGGACUAGUCAUCUCUGAACUCUGAUAGCAUGCAUAGGAAUGCUGGACAGUGCUAUAUAUCUCCUUUGAUUCUUGAAUUAGUGAUCUUUUUUUCCUUCAAAUUGACUGAUGAGUUACUUAUUUCAAUCCUGUUCGACAUCCUACCUUUCCACUUUC